GCUCUUCCGUUCACAUUGUUUACACGCUAUUGGCCUUUUUUUUUUCGUCAAAUGAAAGAAGGAAAAAGGGAAAGAAAACGUAAACAGUAAACUUUCAUCCUUCUUAGCAAGGACAUAGGUAGCUAGAGAUUUUCUUUGGAGUUCCUUCCCUUUGAUCUUAUCGGAUGCCGUUACCUAUGAUCUUAAGAUUUGACUCUGGAACUCGAAAUUCAAGUAUCCCCAGGAAUGCUGAGUGAUUCGUUCAUGAUUGCGGAGAAAACAGAUUUUGGAAGGAAAGCUGCGUCUGUUCAACUCUGUAGAGUGGAAAGAAUUUUGAAACUCUUCAGAGGAAGCUUCACUCUUCCUCUGUGCGAAGAGUCCAGACUCCAGACUCAAGGGUCUGCUUUUGUAUUUAUUUUCUUUUGUUCUACCCAAUUGUCUAUUGGUGGCGUUGAAAAAUUCCCAGUUUAAGUUUAUGAAUUGUGAAUACUGAAUGAGACGAUAUCCUUAGUUUUAUUUUCUGUCAAAUUUUUGGUUCUGGGUGUUGGAGAGAAUCCCAUUUUAAGACUCUGGAGAUCUGGGAUUUUUUUAAUCUGCUAUGCCCCAUGAAGAAUCUCUUCCUCUCCGAGUCCUGCAAAGAGACACAGCUCCAUCCUCUAAAUCCACAUUCAUGGCUUCAGGUUGAAAGAGGGAAGCUGUCCAAAUCUUCUUUCCAUUCGCCUUCUUCUAUAGAAUCUCUCAUCAAGGUACCUGAACCACCCAUUCUUCCGUUCUUUAAACCCAUCAACUAUGUUGAAGUUCUGGCUCAAAUUCAUGAAGAACUCGAGUCUUGUCCUCCCUUCGAGAGGUCGAGCCUCUACUUGCUACAGUUUCAAGUCUUUAAGGGCCUUGGAGAAGUCAACUUGCUACGCCGAAGCCUCCGUUCUGCAUGGCUGAAAGCGAACAGUGUUCAUGAAAAACUUGUUUUUGGGGCAUGGUUGAAAUAUGAGAAGAGGAGAGAGGAGCCUAUCUCUGACUUGCUUUCAUCAUGCGGAAAAUGCACACAGGAGUUUAAGUUAGUAGAUAUUGUUUCUCAGCUUCCUGCUGAUCAACAUUUGAAUUCCCCAGAAGUAGUCCAGGUUACUGGGACACAUUCUGAUACUGUCUUCUUUCAAAUUGGAGAAGAAAAAAUAGCCUGUGAUAAACAGAAGAUGGCAGCUCUUUCUGCUCCAUUCCAUGCUAUGCUGAAUGGGUAUUUCAUGGAGUCAAAUCAGGAGGUCAUUGAUUUUUCAAAUAAUGGAAUCACCCCUGUGAGUAUGAGGAUGAUCACUGAGUUCAGCAGAACAGGUUGUUUAGAGGGAAUUACUUCAUGUGUUCUUUUGGAAAUCUUAAUAUUCUCCAAUACAUUUUGUUGUGAAAGGCUUAAAGAUGUGUGUGAUAGGAAACUUGCUUCUUUGGUUUCCUCAAGACAAGAUGCGAUUGAUCUCAUGGAGUAUGCGCUUGAAGAGAGUUCCCCUCUCCUUGCCUCCUCAUGCUUGCAAGUAUUUCUGCGUGAGCUGCCUGACUGUUUAAAUGACGACCGAGUGGUUAAGAUAUUCAGCGACGCUGAUCAACGGAAAAGAUUGAUUAUGGUUGGGGCUGCCUCAUUCUCGCUCUACUGUUUAUUGAGUGAGGUUGCUAUGAACCAAGACCCACGGUCUGAUAUAACUGCAUCUUUCUUGGAGCGGUUGGUAGAGUCGGUGGUAACUAAUAGGCAGAGACAAUUAGCCUUUCAUCAGUUGGGAUGUGUGAGGCUUCUGAGGGGGGAGUAUGACAAAGCUGAGCAGUUCUUUGAGGCGGCUUUCAGUGAGGGCCAUAUUUAUUCUGUUGCAGGUUUGGCCAGGCUUAGCUCUAUCAAGGGCUAUAAACUUUUGUCAUAUGACAAGCUAAGCUCUGUGAUCUCCUCCUAUAGCCCCCUUGGAUGGAUGUACCAGGAGAGAUCACUAUACUGUGAAGGUGACAAGAGGUUGGAAGAGCUCAAUAAAGCAACCGAGUUGAACCCCACACUUAACUACCCAUACAUGUAUCGAGCUGCAUUUUUUAUGAGAAAACAAAAUGUUCAGGCUGCCCUGGCAGAGAUCAAUAGGAUUCUUGGGUUUAAACUAGCCUUGGAAUGCUUGGAGCUCCGGUUCUGUUUUUAUCUUGCACUCGAGAAUUAUCAGGCAGCCUUAUGUGAUGUUCAGGCAAUUCUUACACUGUCUCCAGAAUAUAGAAUGUUUGAGGGACGGGUAGCAGCUUCUCAACUGCAUACUCUUGUUCGUGAACAUGUUGAGAAUUGGACUACUGCAGAUUGUUGGUUGCAACUGUACGACCGGUGGUCUUCGGUUGAUGAUAUUGGGUCUCUCUCUGUCAUCUAUCAAAUGCUUGAGUCUGGUGCCACAAAGGAUGUUCUAUACUUCAGACAGUCUCUGCUUCUCCUUAGGUUGAACUGUUCUGAUGCGGCGAUGCGAAGCCUGCAACUGGCACGCCAGCAUGCUUCAAGUGAACAUGAACGCCUGGUUUAUGAGGGAUGGAUCUUAUAUGAUGCGGGUCAUUAUGAGGAAGGGCUUCGAAAAGCUGAAGAGUCAAUCAACCUUAAGAGAUCUUUUGAGGCCUUAUUUUUGAAAGCUUAUGCUUUGGCAGACUCUGGCCUUGAUCCUUCAUGCUCUUCAACUGUUAUUUCACUACUUCAAGAUGCAUUGAAGUGCCCUUCAGACAGGUUACGCAAGGGACAGGCACUAAACAAUCUUGGCAGUGUGUACGUCGACUGUGGGGAGCUGGACUUGGCUGCCGAUUGUUACAUUAAUGCCCUAAAAAUCUGCCAUACCCGAGCCCACCAGGGCCUUGCUCGUGUCCAUCUCCUCCGAAAUGAUCGAAAUGCUGCAUAUGGGGAAAUGACUAAACUGAUUGAGAAGGCUAAGAAUAAUGCAUCAGCCUAUGAGAAGAGGUCUGAGUAUUGUGACCGUGAACUCAGAAAGGCAGAUCUAGAUAUGGUCACACAGUUAGAUCCACUCCGAAUUUAUCCUUACAGAUACCGAGCUGCAGUUUUGAUGGACAGCCACAAGGAAAAGGAGGCCAUUGCAGAGCUGUCAAGGGCAAUUGCAGUCAAAGCCGACCUUCAUCUUCUACACCUGCGGGCGGCAUUCCAUGAGCACAUUGGAGAUGUCUUAGGUGCUCUGCGGGACUGUCGGGCUGCUCUGUCUGUUGACCCCAACCAUCAAGAAAUGCUGGAGCUUCACAGCCGUGUAAACAGCCAUGAACCCUGAAAAGGUGAAAUAAAGAAAAAUGUAUACUAAGCUUAGAUGUAAUUAGCAUGUCAUCCCCAUGUUAUCUAUUAGCUUCUCUCCCUACAUGUAAUCUAUGUUUUGAGGGUUUUCAUGUAAUUUAAUGGGGUUUUUUUUUUAAUAAUAUGUUGAGUGAUGAAAUUAUAAUCUCAGAGGAGAAAGUUCAUUUU
This is a messenger RNA of Macadamia integrifolia, 3430 nucleotides long. RefSeq names its product ETO1-like protein 1. The transcript is spliced from 6 exons. Lineage: Eukaryota; Viridiplantae; Streptophyta; Magnoliopsida; Proteales; Proteaceae. The record is from RefSeq and is a predicted model, not a curated record. Gene Ontology annotation, molecular function: protein binding. Gene Ontology annotation, biological process: negative regulation of ethylene-activated signaling pathway. The coding region runs from base 585 to 3242 and encodes 885 amino acids.